CUCGCAAUUCCACAGGUGCUAGAACGCAUACAAUGUAUGCGGUCUAGCACCUGUAGAAUUGCAUGUACAUGUCAUGUACAUGCUCCAUACUAGAAACAGACUCUUCACCCAAAUCACGCAACGACUUUUCCAUUUCCAAAUCUCUCCAAGACCGCAAUCGUCGACUUCAGCCACCAUCGAUGCGCUUCAGCCUUUUCCUCGUAUUGACGGUGGUCGCUCUCGCCGUGAGCUUCUUCGAGUUCACCUGCGCGAAGGAAGAAGUUACAAUCAAGGGAUUCGACGAGAUGUGGAAAGGUGCUUUUGCGAAGAUAAAAGCGAACCCGGACAAAUUUAAAGGAUUGAGCACUGCGGCAACAAACGAAAAUGCCAUCGUCAAGUAUAAAGAAGCUGGUCAGCUUGCAGUCACUUCUGCAAAGAACACGAACAAGCUUCGAGGAGCAGAAAAACUUGCGAGUGAUUCGACAAAGAACUUGGAGAAGGCCAUUGUCAAGAUCGAAGCUGGGGCGAAGUUUAAGCCCCUGGAUACAGCUUCGGCCAAGUUUAAAGGCGAUUUUACCAAGCUGAAGGCGGCAGGACAACUAAAAAACGUUGACGAGAAGCAGGCCGCAAAGAUCACGGAGAGUGUUACGGAGGAGAUCGUCAAGAACCCGUCCAAGACGCGCAACAUCAUGAAAGCUGUCGGAAUUGCGUACGGCAUUGGGCUAACGGCACUUAUUGCCGGAAGCCUCAUCUCGAUGGCCCCGUAGAUGAUGAGGCGAUUAAUCUGAAGCUGAUGGAGCUAAUAAAGCAUUUUGUUUGUAUCACUCCUUAUUAAUAGCAGAAGUGUCUAUCUCGA
This is a messenger RNA of Phytophthora nicotianae INRA-310, 835 nucleotides long. RefSeq lists its product as hypothetical. The coding region runs from base 63 to 746 and encodes 227 amino acids. The record is from RefSeq and is a predicted model, not a curated record. Lineage: Eukaryota; Oomycota; Peronosporomycetes; Peronosporales; Peronosporaceae. The transcript has a single exon.